Messenger RNA from Megalobrama amblycephala (Wuchang bream), 1175 nucleotides. RefSeq names its product low density lipoprotein receptor adapter protein 1. The record is from RefSeq and is a predicted model, not a curated record. Bases 197 to 1057 code for a protein of 286 amino acids. The transcript is spliced from 9 exons. NCBI's taxonomy places the organism in Eukaryota, Metazoa, Chordata, Actinopteri, Cypriniformes, Xenocyprididae.
GGGAACAGCUCGUGUGUGUGUCAGACGGGCAGUGAAGGGUUAAUGUUACUGUACAGAUACAGGACUGUGUGGGGUGUCUAUAGGCUGCUCGUGUCCACUCGCUCCAUUACUCGCUGCAUGUUACUCUACUUUCCCCGUUCCCUCAGUCGGCACCACAGAAGAGCUCUGCGCCGGCUCUGCACACACCUCCUCCAGCAUGGAUGCGCUAAAAUCCGCCGGGAGAGCAAUAAUCAAAAGUCCCGGAGUCCCGCGGCACACAUGGGGAACGUCCAAGCAUGAGAAGCUCCCAGAGAACUGGACGGACACCAAGGAGACUCUCCUGGAAGGGAUGGUGUUCAAUGUGAAGUAUCUGGGCAUGACUCUGGUUGGCCAACCUAAAGGAGAAGACAUGGCAGCGGCUGCCAUCAGGAGGAUUGUGACCACGGCUCGGGCCAGCGCAAAGAAGUUUCGGAAAGUGACCCUCACUGUCUCCCCCAAGGGAAUCAUCAUCUCAGACACAGAGACCAAUGACCUCGUCGAGGACGUUUCCAUUUACAGAAUAUCUUACUGCACAACAGACAAAACUCAGGAUAAGGUCUUCGCCUACGUCUCCCAAAGCCAGUUCAAUGAAACUCUGGAGUGCCAUGCCUUCCUGUGCCAAAAAAAGAAAAUAGCUCAGGCUGUGACUCUGACAGUUGCUCAAGCUUUUAAAGUAGCUCUGGAUAUGUGGGAGAUCGCACAGGAAGACAAAAGCAAGAAAGUUCACACGUGCUACUCCUGUUCAGACCCUGAAUCUCAGCCUGAAUCUGAACCGAACAGUGUUUCAGAGGAGGAGAAGACUCGGGCUCUGAUGGAGCACAAACUGAGGAAGCCCUUCUUCCCUUCCUUCCUUUCACCAUCUCCACGCAGCAGCACCAGGAGACGGCCAAUCAAACACGACUCCUGGGAUGCGGAAGAUGGCCUCGAUGAUGCGUUUUCAAGACUGGCGACGUCCCGCGGCAGAACCGUGUCUGAGGAUGCAGCUGUGAGACCAGAGGAGGAAGAUCUCCUGUCCUUCAGCAGUGAGGACUCCGACUGAACACACACACACACACACACACACACACACACACACACACACACACACACGCACGUUCGUUUUUGUGAAUUGUGGGGACAUUCCAUAGGCGUAAUGGUUUUUAUACUGUACAAACUGU